AGUCAAUUCCGUGAAAAUGUAUUCAUUCAUAAAACUCCUACAAAUGGGUUUACCCUCACGCCUCUUCUCUUCAUCUUCGUCUAUCCAGAAGCCCUAGCUCGUUCUCUCACUCUUUCUGAAUGUUUCUCACCCUGAAUUUUCUUGUGUUUUCUUGUAAUUUGGUGUUUCUGGAGCUGAAUUUGGGCUAAAGAUGAGAUCUUGAUGGCUUUCUUGCUUCUUCUGGGGUUGUUGGUGUUGGGUCAAUCUCUGGGUUCUUUGGCUGAUGAUGAUGAUGGAGUGAGCUAUUCGUGGACUUGUGGAUCUGAUCACAUUGAGUUCUUGAAAUCUUCCGAUGGGUAUUUGUUUUAUAUCAAUCAGAAGAGGGUAGAGGACCAUGCUUUGAUUUGUGGAGCCUUGGAUUUUUGUUUAGCUAAUGGGGUCUUCUUGUCUGAUCAUGAGGCUUCUGCUUUCUUUCAUGUGAAUUGUGAUACUUUCUCUGUGCCAUUUCUUCAAAGAGUGGGGAGGAAACUUUUGCUGGAGUUUUCAGCUAAAGCACCCAUUCCUCAUCAGCUGCCCAGAGAGGAUCAGUUAGUGAAGGAAAGAAAGAACUAUAGCUUUUCCUCAGUGAAGGACAAACUUACCCUGGCUAUUCCAGGAACGUUCCUUCUCUGUUGCACUUUAUUAUGUCCUUGUUUUCGGGCAAAAAGGAAGGAUCCCACUGAGCAUCAUGUUCUUGCCAAUGAGCUUAGUCAAACUGUAGCAACUGGUGCUACAUCCAAUGAAUCCAAUUCGGGAUCUAGAAAAAUUCCUGGAAGCCCAUACAGAAUACCUCCUAGUCCAGGGGUGGAAAGAGUUGUUCCACCAACGCCUCUUAGAGCACCUCCCAGUCCAUCUCGAUUCUUAUUGUCUCCCCAAUUGAAUAGACUUGGAUCUGUACAUCUGAAUACCAGCCAAAUUAUAAAAGCCACGCAGAACUUUUCACCUGCAUUACGGCUGGGCGAAGGAGGCUUUGGCACUGUAUACAAGGCUCUGUUGCCCGAUGGCCAGGUUGUUGCUGUCAAACGGGCGAAGAAGGAACAUAUCUCAUCUCUAAGAGAUGAGUUCAGUAAUGAAGUUGAGCUUCUUGCCAAAAUUGAACACAGGAAUUUAGUGAAGCUGUUGGGUUACAAUGAUAAAGGAAAUGAGCGUAUUAUAAUUACAGAAUAUGUUCCGAAUGGUACUCUAAGGGAACAUCUAGAUGGUAACAUGGGAAGAUUUCUGGACUUUAGUCAACGGUUAGAAAUAGCUAUAGAUGUUGCUCAUGGCCUUACUUAUCUACAUCUAUAUGCUGAGAAGACGAUAAUCCACCGGGACAUCAAGUCAUCAAAUAUACUAUUGACUGAGAGCUACAGAGCCAAGGUUUCUGACUUCGGCUUCGCAAGGUUUGGCCCAGCAGCAGAGCAGACCCAUAUCAUGACCAGAGUCAAAGGAACGGCCGGGUACUUAGACCCCGAAUACUUGCAGACCUAUCAGCUCACACCAAAGAGUGACGUGUUCUCUUACGGCAUAUUGUUAUUAGAAAUUCUGUCCGCACGACGUCCUGUAGAUCUCAAGAGAGAUCAGGAUGAAAGAAUUCUUGUGAGAUGGGCUUUCAAUUUAUAUAAUGCCAGUAACUUGAGAGGGAUGUUGGAUCCUCUGUUAGAGGAAGAAGUCGACGAAGAAGUUCUAGGAAAGUUAUUUGGCUUGGCAUUUCAAUGUGCUGCUCCUACUCGUCACGAUCGUCCAACCAUGAAACAAGUAGGAGAACAACUGUGGGAAAUACGAAAAGACUAUGGAAGGAGCCGAAUGAGAAUGUAAACCGGCCGGCUGUGUACUCAUUGUGGAUGCAAGAAAAUGUAAAGGAAGUCAGCUCUUUGUUAUCUUACACUUUGUUUCUCUGGUUAUAGGAUGCUUUUUAACAUUAUUAUAGCCAUUUAAAUUGAAUGUUAUUAUUUCUCAUUGAUCUUUAA
This is a messenger RNA of Dioscorea cayenensis subsp. rotundata (Guinea yam), 1967 nucleotides long. Its product is annotated as calmodulin-binding receptor-like cytoplasmic kinase 3. Lineage: Eukaryota; Viridiplantae; Streptophyta; Magnoliopsida; Dioscoreales; Dioscoreaceae. Gene Ontology annotation, molecular function: ATP binding; protein kinase activity. The record is from RefSeq and is a predicted model, not a curated record. Gene Ontology annotation, biological process: protein phosphorylation.